AUGUCGGCACGAGAAUCAACAGCCUCAAUUGAUGAAUUGUUUGGAGGAAGUGGGGGAGGCGAAGAAGCUGUUGGUGAUCAUGAGGACGACUUUUUUGCAUCAAUACAACAAAACCAUCCAAUUACUCCUUAUGAGCAGCAAGAGAAUAUAAAGAUAGACGAUAUAACUUACCCUGAACACGAAGGUCACCCUCCCAACAGUGAGGAGGUAUCGAAUGAUGACGAUUAUCCAGUUCCAGAUCAAACAGAGAAUCAUGAUGAUCACGCACAGGAGCAAGUUGAGGAACCGGAUUUCUUUCAAAACGAGGUGAAGAAUAAUAAUGAGGCGAAGAAUAAUAAUGAUGAUGAUGAUGAUGAUGAUGAAGGGGAUUCCUUUUUCAGGAGUCUUUCUGUACCGCAACCGAGGGAGGUUUUUCGAAGUAGUAUUGAUACAACUGAACAUAUGGAAGUUGCUCCGCAAGAGGACACUUUGGAAGCUGAGGAACCGAUAGGCAAAGAUGUACAUAACGAUGAAGGGCACUCAUUUGCCCAAGCGUUGAACUUGGGUGAGCAACAUCAACCACAAAUUGGAGGCAAAGAUGUGGAUAAUGACAAUAAUUUGAAUGAUGACAGUGAUGGCAAGUAUUAUGCUUUACCACUGACUUCGCCGGAAGCAAACACCACUGAUUUGGAUCACGACAGCUUGUUUAAUGCUUCUCCUAUUGAGAAAGAUAUAAAUCAACUUGGUCCAGAACAUGGAGAUGAAUUGGAUUGGCUAUCGAGUAGAGAAGCGGGUGCCAAGGAAGACCUAGAACACUUUGAAAAAUCUUCGAAGGAGCCGGAAACUUCACCAGCACUUCACGUUGACGAGGGUGAGCAGUCAUCAUUGAAUCAACAAGACCACCCGGGCAACACCCCAUCGACCGAGGAACCCAAACUUGAGUCCAAAUUGGAGGAGUUGUUCCAAGAUGAUGGUGCAGACUUUUUUCAAAACUUGGAUGAAAAGAAAAAUGCCGUCACAACUGAAAAGGAUGUCAAUGGUGCUACCACUGAGAAGUAUACUGAACAAUCGAACGAUUCCACAAAAGCCGAUACUUUUGAUUCAAGGCACAAGGAGCCCACCGAAGAUCUCGUUAACAAACUCGCUGACUUAGAUUUGGAAUUGGACGAUGAUCUCUUACUCGAUGAUGACUUUUUAGAAGAGCCUCCGAUUCAAGCACCUACUCAACUGAAAUCCAACUACACUCCGCAACAACCGAAACCCAGUCUGUACACACCACAACAAAAUCCUCAACACCAAAGACACAAUUUAUAUGCACCUUCGGGGCCCCAAGUACAACAACAGCAAGACUCUGCCUUAUUUGCACAAAACUUGGCACAAUCGAAAAAGAAGAGCGAUGCGUAUGACUUUCCUGAAGAGUUGAUUGUCAGCAAAGUCAAGCCUGCACCAAGACAUUCAGUAAACAAAUAUGCACCUACAGCAGGAACUUCCCAAAGUUCCAUAGAAACACUUAAUUCAGCAACAAACACUGCUGCCGGUGUCGGUGUCGGUGCCGCUGCUACUGCUCCUGUUCCACCACCGCUGCAUAAAGCUUCGAGUUUGUCGAGAUCCUCGUCUCACUCUCAGCCACAUGCUUCUUCCAAAGAGAAACCAGCACCAUCGGCGCAACAAAAGAAAUCCUUUUUUGAAGAUUUUCCAGACACUGAUUUGCCUAAGCCUAAAAAAGCUGCCAGAGCCGCUGCACCAGUCAAAGCUGUCAAUCAACAUCACCCGGUUGCAUCACCCAUCCAACAACAAAACCAACUUCAUAAAGCUCAACCGCAAAGCCAACCGCUUCCCAAAGCUGGUAAUAAGCCACCUCCGGUGAACCCAUAUAUGCCUAAAUCCGGUACUUCUCCCAUUUUGCAGAAGCAGGUGCCUAGUAUUGGUCAUAGUGGUAUUGCCAAACCAGGUGUGAUUUUGCCACAUAAUGACGCGAAUCCCAAUACCGGAUAUUCAUUUCCACCAAGCGGUGGUAACAUUCCAGGGCAACAGCAGCAUCACCAGCCAGCAACAAAUGCUCAUCCACAUCCACCUUCUAUGCAACAAGGAGGUCCGCAUCCGAAGGCUGGUAUGCCGCCCCCGCCAUCAAACAUGUAUGCACCUCCUGCUGCAGGAACGCUUCCAUUAUCACAGGCUCAACAGCAUCACCAUCAGCAUCAGCAUCAACAACAACAGCCAUUCCCAUCGGUCAGUACAUCUCAUCAUGCCACUACUGCUCCAGUGGGCGGAGCCAGGAGAGCGUCGCAAUCAAUCAAUACAAAUGUGGGAAGAUCAGGACUGCCCAAUGCCAACAGCCCGUACGUUCCAAAUGCAGGACCCUAUGCACCACUGAAUCAACCAAAAAGUCACAAUAGAACUAAUUCACUUGUAGGAGGUAAAGGAAAAGAAAUCAAUCCAUAUGCACCAAUGGUUUCCCCUGUUGUCAGCGAUGGCUCACCGUCGUUGUCCAAUCAACAUCCACAGCCAGUCUCAACGACUCCAAGCAUUGUACCACCGCCUGGUAGGGUACGUGGAUUUUCAAAUGCAAGAAACAGCAACAUCUACAAAACCGCUCCCAAAGUAGUCAACCCAGAAGAGUUAGUGCAUAGACAAUUUCCUAUAUUCAACUGGAGCAGUUCACAAAAUGUCGCCGUGGUCAGAGUUAACAAAGCGUAUGACCAUCCAGUGGUUAGUGUUGAGCCCAUUACCAACUUGUGCAAGGACAAGGACUUGUACAUCAACUUCCCCGGACCAUUGGUAAAGGGCAAACUGAAAAAGAAGGAUAUUUUGAAUUGGUUAGAUGUGGCAAGUGGAUAUUUGCGCAUCAACGGAUGGGAAAAUGAGCUUGUUCUCAAUGGCGUGAUGACACAACUCGUUCAAUUUGAUGGUGAUUUAUCUUCUCAUGAAUGCAUAAAGCAAAUAUGUCUCAUUUUGAAUCCAAAUAUCAAUUUUGAUAUUCAGAAUUUCCCAAUGACUGGAGGGACCGCCAAUGCGUACAAGUUGGAUAGCGCUAGUAUCAAUUCUGUAUUUGCAUUGAUUCAAGCGGGCCAUAUUGACAAGGCUUUGGAAUACGCAAUCACAAAGGGCGAUUGGUCGAUGGCUUUAGUACUUGCUAAUUUCAAUGGCGCCCAGAGUUUUGCAAGAAUUGCCUCUGAAUACGCAAGAAACGCAUUCCCAUUUUCUAAAGCCAACAAUAAGGUUUUGCAUAUCAUGCCAAUCUUGUUGAAGGUUCUUGCAGGAAAUGUGCAGAGCGUCAUUCAGGAUUUGACCAAUGUUGUUAGUGAGGGAGAUUAUGCUGAUUUGCACUGGAGAGAUAUCGUGUCCUCUGUUGCAAUGAUCAACACCGUCAAAUCGAAGGAGUUUUUGAUUGAGUUUGGUAAAUUGUUAAUUACUCGGGGUAAUCAGUUGGGUGGAGAAGUGUCAUUCAUUCUCGCGGGAUUGCCUCUUGGUCAACUAGGUUUCACUGCGAUUUCAUCUGGGUCUAACUCCAUGUACACCCAAUUAUAUGAGUACGUUUUAACCACAAGUGGCAAGUCAGCACCGUUGCCCCACUUGUUGCCCAUAAAAUUGAAACAUGCUUCUACUUUGGCUGAUUAUGGAUUGAUCAAUGAGUCACAAAAGUAUAUCGAUUACAUCAAUUCGAUUAUCAAGUCCUUGGGUAAUCGAUCACCAUUUGUUUCACAGCAAUUGAUUCACGAGUUUCAAAAUCUAAUAAUGAGAUUGAGUGAAUUGGGCUCAACUGAACAAGGUGGAUGGUUUGGGGGUAAAAUGAGUAAAGUGAAUUUAGAUAAAGUAUGGGGUCAAAUUGACAAAUUUAUUGCUGGUGAUGAAGCCAAACCAAAGACCAAUGAGAAUGGUGUUUUCAGCAAAUUCAGUCCGGCAACAUCACGAAACACAUCCACAUUGGAUUUGGGAACGUUGCAUAAACACUUGUCACCGGGAAUGAAGACGCCAGAUGUGUUUGAAAGAAAGCCGCCAGUGACACAUCACGCAAGUUACCCACUUGGUGCCUCCGCUGGAGUCACUUCCAGCUCAUUUGCACCGCCCUUAGUUUCUCAACUGUCGUCUACUUCUGUCAACAAGUAUGCUCCUCCUCCAAACUUGGCUGCCAAUUCAUCGUUUCAAAACAAUACUGUGUCGUCAGGAGGAGCCACAACCGCACAUGGUGCAAUCCCUCAUACUGCAGGGCCUGGAUCCGAUAGGUAUACGCCCUAUGCAACACAAGCCAAUGCCACGUCACAAUUCAACCCAAUUCAGGACGCCCUGCACCAGUCCUCUCCAAAAGGUAAAGGCUAUUUGCCGUCUAGUCGGAAAACAGCCUCUUACCCCUACUCCAAUUACGCUGCCCAGGGAUCUACGUCAUCACUUGGUUCAAUUAAUCAACAGCAACAGCAACAGCAACAGCAACAGCAACAGCAACAUCAUCAUCAACAUGGGCAGAGUGACUCUAUAUCGAGUGUGAUUUCCGGUGAUGUUUUUGUCCACAGUGCAGCCAAUAUUGCUCCAAGUGGUGGUAGUCACCAACAAACAGGACCAACCACAACUGGUGUUUCAGAGGACGAGAAUAGAGAAGAGGGUGAGAAAAUUGAAACGAUCAAGGAGUCGCCCGAAUUGAAACCGGUGUCACAAUCUCAAUAUCAAGUGGACAAACUGCACACUACUCCUUCAAAAUUACCAAGAAAGAAACAGGUUCCGCUUGAGGGUAAACCAGGGGAUCAUCAAGCUGCGAAAUCCAAGUCUCUUGAAAUGUCGGACGCUAAAGAGCAGCAACCUGGCUCCGAGCAACGUAGUUCUGAACAAGUUGAAUCUGAAGUACAAGCUGGAUCUGAACAGACAACAGAUGCCACUGCACCACCACCACCACCACCUCCUCCUCCCCCUGCUGUGCAGAAAACCAAAUCGGCACCUUCAACUAUACGAGCUAAUCCAUACGCCCCUGGAAGUGGGGCCAAGCCAGCAUCAAGAAGAAACAAAUACGGUCCGGGAGCAUCCACUUCGCUGAUCAACAAGUAUGGUCCAACACCGGUGGCCAGUGGACAACAAAAUGGAACUUCAAAUGCGGAGAAUGAGGCGCAACAACUGCACAGUGCGGAAGAAUCCAUUCCGUCGCGACAACUUCCGCCGUCUGCUAAUAUCGACACUAGUUUUGGUAUCUAUUCUGAGCCCGCAAGACACGAGUCAAGAGCUAUUAUUGAUCAAGAUGAUUCUUCUGCUCCUCCAGCACCCGAUCUUGAUGAUAGUUUCGAGGAUCCUUCACUUGCUGAGUCGACAAAUAUCCUACACACCCCACAAGCGAAACCAUUGAGAUUGAACCAAGGACGCGGUAGUGUUGGCGGGUACGAUGCCGCUGCCAUGGGGGGAGUAUCUUCAAACUUUAUGAAUACGGCGUUUACUGAUGCCAAUAAUAGAGGUCCUGCUUUGGAUGGGUUCCCUAUUCCUGGAAGUCCUGAAUCUACAACACGUGCCAAUUCCGUGUUUGGUGGUGCUCAUGGGCCUUCUAAUGGGGGUAGAGCUGGUGGGUUGUUUUCUUCGAGAUUGUCACAGUCACAGCAAAGUGCAUUGUAUCAACAGUAUGAAGUGCAAGAUGAUACUGUGAGAGAUUAUGUGCCAGUGAUUGAAGAAGAAGAGGAUGAUGAUGAUGUGGAGGAGGAGGAGGAAGAAGAUGAUGAUGAGGGUUCUGAUGCAAAAAAGAGGAGGCAAAAGGAGAAGGCUGCUGAACAGGAAGCAAAAGCUAAAUUGGAAAGACAGAAAUUGGAAGCAGAGUCAGUUAAGGAACAGGAGAGGAAACGACAAAAGCAAGGCAAACAAGGUGGUGAAAAAGGUUGGCUUACUGGUCUUUUCGGUAAGAAUGAUGGUAAGGAGAAGCCAACUAGAGCACAUUUAGGAAACCGAAAUACAUUUUACUAUGACGAGAAGCACAAGAGAUGGCUAGAUUCGUCAAGAUCGAUUGAGGAACAAUUGAAAGAAGGUCAGGCUCCUCCACCUCCACCCAGUAUGAAGAAGAAGCCUGCUGCUGCGCCAGUCACUGGUGCUGGUGCCGGAAGCCAACCACAAUCAGCUGCAAUGUCAUCAUCGAUAUCUGCGGCUCCGCCACCAUUAGCACAUGGUAAUAUACCACCAGCAGCUUCCGAUUCAUUAGUACCACCCACGUCUGCCUCUGAUACGACGGGUGGAGGAUCGAGUUUGACUACUCCGAGACCCACGCCCAAACCUAAACCUAAGCCUAACUCAAGGGCUGCUGUGGGGGGAGGUGCAAGUUUGGCCAAUGCUGGAUUGGAUGAUUUGUUGUCGUUGAGUGAAGGCACUGGAGGUGGUGGACGGAAGGGUAAACGUGCUGGACGGAGAGGGUACGUUAACAUGAUGGAGAAGUAG
Messenger RNA from Lodderomyces theae, 6372 nucleotides. RefSeq lists its product as uncharacterized. Bases 1 to 6372 code for a protein of 2123 amino acids. The transcript has a single exon. NCBI's taxonomy places the organism in Eukaryota, Fungi, Ascomycota, Pichiomycetes, Serinales, Debaryomycetaceae. The record is from RefSeq and is a predicted model, not a curated record. Gene Ontology annotation, biological process: autophagy; Golgi organization; COPII vesicle coat assembly. Gene Ontology annotation, cellular component: endoplasmic reticulum exit site; ER to Golgi transport vesicle membrane.